This is a messenger RNA of Nerophis ophidion (straightnose pipefish), 5731 nucleotides long. Its product is annotated as galectin-4-like. NCBI's taxonomy places the organism in Eukaryota, Metazoa, Chordata, Actinopteri, Syngnathiformes, Syngnathidae. The coding region runs from base 2320 to 3627 and encodes 435 amino acids. The record is from RefSeq and is a predicted model, not a curated record. The transcript is spliced from 14 exons. Gene Ontology annotation, molecular function: carbohydrate binding.
UGCCAGAUGUGUUUAGUGAAUGUCCAGACCCCGCUAAGUUCCGUAUAUCAUGUGAGCAUGGGGUUAUUAACCUUUUGACCCUCCACUACACCGGGACUCAAAUAUUGACAUUUUAACAGUAUUCAUCUGUUAGAUCUAACGUACAGUUUGACAGGAUAACCUUGUCAAGGUCAAGGUAGAUUUAUUUCUACAGCACAUUUCUAAAACUCCCCCAAAGUGCUGUACAGAUUAAAACAGAAAGGUAAAAUAAUACAAAUAAUAAUAAUCAAAAUCACAAUAAGCAAAAAACAUGCUAUAUAUAAAACAGUUAAUAUGCAUAAAAAUAGUAGGAAAAACAAAUGUUAAAAGAUUAAAAAAAACAAAAAAAAUCACAAUACGAAACAUUCUACAUAUAAAACAAAGUUAAAAUGCAUAAAAAUAGUGCCAAAAAAAGGUAAAAGAUUAAAAAAACUAAAAAAUCACAAUUAAAAACUAAACAUUUUACAUAUAAAACAGUGAAAAUGCUUAAAAAUCGUGCAAAAAAUUACAUAACGUAAAAGAUUAAAAAUAAUAAAAAAUUUCAGUAAAUACAAAACAUUCUACAUUACAAAACAUAUAAAAUGUAUAAAAAUUGUGCUAAAAAGACAAAAGGUAAAAGAUUAAAAAUUGCAAAAUAAAUACAAACAUUCUAUAUGCAAAACACAUAAAAUGCAUUAAAAUAGUGCAAAAAAACCCCAAAAGGUAAAAGAUUAAAAAUAAUAAAAAUAACAAUAAAUACAAAACAUACAUAUAAAAUAGUUAACAUGCUUAAAAAUGGUGCAAAAAAACGGAAAUUAAAAGAUAAAAAAUAAUAAAAAUCACAAUAAAUACAAAACAUACAUAUAUAAAAGAGUUAAAAUGCAUAAAAAUACUGCAAAAAAGACAAAAGGUAAAAGAUACAAAAUUAAACAAAUAAUAUUAAACAUUAUACAUAUAAAACAGUUGAAAUGCAUAAAUAUAGUGCAAAAUAAAAGGGGGAGAGAAAAAAAUAGAAGAUUAAAAUAAAAUAAAAAAAUCGGUUUUAGCCUGGGCCCUGGAGAGGGGGUGCAGACUGAGGCCAAGGGAAAAAAACAACUCAUAGCCAUAGUACACAUCCCUCUUACAUGUGUGUAAGAGGAAAACAUCAAAGAACACAGAGGACAUUAAAGCAUCAGAUACAACCAGACACUUCUACAUACAGCUAUGAAUAAAAGGUAAAAGAAACAUAUCCAUUGUGGUGGCCUCUGUGGUGUUUCACGCCAUCGUCCGCUGGUGGAGGGAACAUGGCCAGAGACAGGAGCAGACCCAACAAAGCAACCAGGACAGCCGACUCCACUCUCGGUCAGUGUUCAGUCUGCAUGGAUGAGCGAGGACACGUCCAAGGUGACUGAGGUGUCCGACACCUGCUCACCCAGCCAAGACACCUCUCCGUCCCAGCGCUCAGUGCUAACUCCGCAGCCCUGUCCCCUCAUCCGCAUCUCCUCCAGUCCCUCCAAACCGACUCCGGUGUGGCAGACACCCAGCAGCUGGUCUAAAUGGCCAAAAGGCUCCCGGGAGGUAGACCCAGAAGUCCACAAAAAAGCACCACAGAGGUCACGAAAGUGCCACCCCUUGUCACACAGUCCCAAAGUGUCCCGGACCAAAAGGCAAAAAAAUAUAAUACAUGAAAACAAGAGGGAAGCACUAAAGGUUGACACAAGAGCACAGAGUUCCUGCCAACAGCAGCCACUACAGCAGCGCCAUCUUGGGGGAAAAAAAAUUUGACUAUUCAUUUAUUUCAUCCAUUCAUUUACACCGAUAACCCAGUUUAUUUGAUUGCUUCAAAUCAAACAUCAAUAAAUCACAAGGAAAGAGGAUUGAGUUGUCCCUUUGUGUCCUUGAGUCCCACUGGCCCUUUCAAGUUUGGGCACAGCUGUGAACAAACCUGAAGAACUUGACACGCAUCUUAAAGCACUCAAAGGAAAGGAAUUCUGCCUGGACCAUAUUUCGAUACCUUUUGUCACCUUCAGUUGCCCACUUAAUCACUCGGCGGGCAGGUAACGUUACAAAUAUCCAUGUUAACAAAGCAAGCAUGCCUGGUAGAAAGCACUCAAACGUGGGGCUCCAACUUUCAAAAUGCUAUUUUGCAUUAAAUAUGCCAUAUACAUGCUACUGAUUAGCAUUAGCAAUUUUACAUGGCAUGUUGCAGUUUGUUAAUGAAAACUACAACUUCGAUUUUUGAGUAGCAGUACUGGUUACCAGGUACCCAACGGGUUGAAAUGUAAAAGGUGACACGUUUUGUUACACGUUUGAUGUUUCCUGUGCUGCUUAUCAAAAGCAAACAUGUCGUGGAAGAAGAAGAAGAUAAGGUUCGUUGUGUCCUUGUUUGUCCUGGGCGGGGGACAUCGUCCUUUGCUCCACCAAGGACCAGAAACAAGAUUCUUGAUCAUGGUUUUUACUGUCGGAGUGCCGCUCCUCUGCGUGGUCAAAGGUGAAUGUGCGUGCUGCACCUCCAAAGUCAACAUGGCGCCCCUCCCUGCUGGCCACUAUAAAGGAAGCCCCCCUGCUAGUGCGCCUCACCCAGACCACGCCAUGGCUUUUGUCGCUCCUCCGGGGUACCAGCCCGUCUACGGCCCUACCAUCCCCUACAUGGGGCCUAUCUAUGGAGGUCUGAGGGAAGGAGCGUCCAUCUACAUCCACGGCUCUGUGCCGGACAACAUCACCAGGUUCUUCAUCAACCUGCUGUGUGGUCAAUCUGAGUCCAGUGACAUCGCCCUCCACUUCAACCCUCGCUUUGACGGCAGGGACAAGGUGGUCUUCAACACGCGGCAGGGGGCGUCCUGGGACCAGGAGGAGAAGGUCCGGGACAUGCCCUUCAGCAAGGGGGAUGCCUUUGAGAUGGUCAUCGUCUGCUCCUCACAAGGCUACCAGGUCAAGGUGAACGGCAAAGACUUCCACACUUUCCAACACCGCCUGCCUUGGGCUCGAGUGUGCGGCCUGCAGAUUGGAGGAGACGUGUCCAUCCAGACCAUCAACAUCUUGGGGGGCGGAGGCAUGGGCGGAGGCAUGGGCGGAUGUCACCCAGGAGGAGGCCCAGCGGGAGGAUACCCGGGUGGAGGCAUGGACUGUGGAGGGGGUUAUCCAGCAGACUGUGGGGGGCAGGAGGGAUAUCCUGGAGGAACUAUGGGAGGAUUCCCAGGAUCCAACUUGCCCAGUAUGGGAGGCCAGCCCGUCUUCAACCCAACCAUUCCUUACUCCAGCCUGAUCCCAGGAGGAAUGUUCUCCAAGAGGACGCUGGUCAUCAGAGGCAUGGUGCCCUACAAGGCUAAAAGGAUCAGCAUCAACCUGAGGGCGAGCAGGACACGAGACAUCGCCCUGCACGUGAACCCCCGGUUGGAGGAGGGCGUGGUGGUCAGGAACAGUUUGAUCGGUGGUCACUGGGGUCCUGAGGAGCGCCAGCUGGGCGGCAACAACAAUCCCUUCAAGGAGGGACAGCCCUUUGACGUGUCCAUCCGCUGUGGCAGAGACCGCUUCAAAGUCUUCGUCAACGGCCAGCCGCUUUUUGACUUCACACACCGCCUGCAGGAUGUGGGAGACAUCGACACACUGGAAGUGGACGGCGACGUGCAGAUCUCAUACAUCCAAUUCUGAAGCAUGUCACACACACACACACACACUUUCGCCAUGGAAACCAGACAGCUUUGUAGAAAAGGCCAAGUUUAUAAGAAGUGACACAAUAAAGGCGAAGGCACUUCAGUCCACAUUCAACAUGAAGCUCACUUCUUCUCACCAGACCACAAUAUUUACAGUCAAUAAGUGCCUUGUUGACAACUUCCUGUCUUCUUUUCCAAGGAGCAGGAAGCUCUCCAACUCGGGGUGUGACAGUACGACGACUCCUCCUAGAACAGUGGUUCUUAACCUGGGUUCGAUCGAACCCUAAGGGUUCGGUGAGUCGGGCUCAAGGGUUCGGCGGAGGUCAAGACACACCAGACUCAUCGUGUAACAAAAAACUUCUCCCUAUCGGCGUAUUACGGAUACGGCAACAGCAGAAGUCACACUGAUUUGCAGGUGUGUCAUUUGUUGUGAGUUUAUGCACUGUGUUGGUUUUGUUGUUUGAACAAGGUGAUGUUCAUGCACGGUUCUUUUUGUGCACCAGUACAAAAACAUGGUAACACUUUAGUAUGGGGAACAUAUUCACUAUUAAUUAGUUGCUUAUUAACAUGCACAUAAGUAACAUAUUGGCUCUUAACUAGUCAUUAUUACGUACUUAUUAAUGCCUUAUUCGACAUGGCCUCAUUAUAACCCUAACCCUCUAAACCAGGGGUCGGGAACCUUUUUUGGCUGAGAGAGCCAUGAAAGCCAAAUAUUUCAAAAUGUAUUUCCGUGAGAGCCAUAUCAUAUUUUUUAACACUGAAUACAACUAAAUGCGUGCAUUUUUAAGCAAAACCAACAUUUUUAGAGUAUAAUAAGUCUCUUAUUCUUUUUAAUAACAUUGUUAUUCUAAAAUCUAAAGUUAACCAAUAAUAAAUAUAAUACUUCUGGCUAUUAAUGCAACAUCUUGAACAGGUGCGACAGAAAACAAAUGGUUGGAUUAAAAUGCAUGAGAAUGUUUUAUAAUUUGAACAUUAUUUUCAACACUGUGAUUACCAGCGGAAUUAUUCAUUACUUAUCGUGUUAAGCAAUGUCAGCUAAGAUUUAUCCGAGAGCCAGAUGCAGUCAUCAAAAGAGCCACAUUUGGCUCUAGAGCAAUAGGUUCCCUACCCCUGAUCCAACCCAUGGGUGUAAAACUCUCGUGUAAUUUCAUUUGGCCCUUGAGGCAAUAUCAAUUUAGCAUUAGAGCUGGCCCGCCGCUGUUAUACAGCGUCGGUGCCGCUGUAACACCACAUUCACCGCUAAUACUCAUACUCGUCAACCCUCCCAAUUUUCCCGGAAGACUCCCGAAGUUCAGUGCCCCUCCCGAUUUCCACCUGGACAAUAAUAUUGUUACAAAUAUGCGCCACACUGUGAACCCACAGCAAACAAGAAUGACAUACACAUUUUGGGAGAACAUCCGCACCGUAACACAACAUAAACACAAUCGGACAAAUACCCAGAACCCCUUGCAUCACUAACUCUUCCGGGACGCUACAAUAUACACCCCUGCUACCACCAAACCCGCCGCCGAAAAAAGGCAUUAAAUUUGUGUAUUUAUUUAAUUUGAUAUGCUAUUGAUAUUUUCGAAUUAUUAUUAUUUGAAACUGGAUUUUGCAUGUCACUAUAAAGUUAUAUAAGCCUUGCUUGUUCAAUAUUCAAUGCAAAACUUGUUUGGACCCCUAUUAAAGGGUUCAUUUGUUCAACCUUGGCCCGCGGCUUUGUUUACUUUUAAAUUUGGGCCCACUCUGUAUUUGAGUCUGACACCCCUGCUCUAACCCUAACCAAAUAACUCAAAAUUAAGUCUUUGUUACUGCGAAUAUGUUCCCCUUGUGUCCAAAAAACUCCAACUCAAGUCUUUGUUACUUAGAAUAUGUUCCCCAUACUAAAGUGUUACCAAAAACAUCUAACUUUGACUUGAAUUGGAAAAAAAACACAUUUUAUUUUUCACUAAAGAAGAGUUCGGUGAAUGUGCUUAUGAAACUGGUGGGGUUCGAUACCUCCAACAAGGUUAAGAACCACUGUCCUAGACCUUGGCCGCCAGAUUCCAAGGAGAGGUCAGAGUUUGAAAUCCUUCCGUUGUUAGUCGCAGCGAAACACGACCAAAGCGUUGUUCAGCUACAAG